Messenger RNA from Protomyces lactucae-debilis, 1971 nucleotides. RefSeq names its product sulfate transporter family-domain-containing protein. Gene Ontology annotation, biological process: transmembrane transport. Gene Ontology annotation, cellular component: membrane. The transcript has a single exon. The record is from RefSeq and is a predicted model, not a curated record. Gene Ontology annotation, molecular function: sulfate transmembrane transporter activity. Lineage: Eukaryota; Fungi; Ascomycota; Taphrinomycetes; Taphrinales; Protomycetaceae. The coding region runs from base 1 to 1971 and encodes 656 amino acids.
AUGGCUGGGAACUCGUCAGCGUCCUCGCCGCUGCUAGGGUCUCGAGCAACAUCACCCCGACCGCGUGUACCGUUUUACGCUGCACAGCGAGCCGGGACAGAUCAAGACUCGGAAGUGCCAGAACCAUUGCCGCGAAAAGAGGAUCUCAUACGACGCGCCUUCUACUACAUUCCCGCGCUUGAUUGGCUGUCCAACUACUCUCGCAGCUAUCUUCUAGGCGACUUGGCCGGCGGCUUGUCCUUGGUUUGUGUCAUUGUGCCCAUCGCGCUCAGCUAUGCCUCCAAUCUUGCCAAGAUUCCUCCAAUCUACGGUCUAUAUGCAGCAGCCAUCGGGCCCUCAGUAUAUGCCAUCUUUGGCAGCUGUGCACAGAUGAACGUUGGCCCAGAAGGCGCGCUCAGUCUCCUGGUGGGAGAGACAAUCAGGAGUCUUCACAAACAACACUCUGCAGCGGAAUCUGUCGUGAUCACUGGCGUUGUCACUUUUCUUGCGGGUAGCUUGGUGUUUGUGGCCGGUAUCUUGCGCCUUGGGUUUCUCGACUCUGUACUGAGCCGCUCUUUGCUCCGUGGCUUCAUCUCGGCGGUCGCGGUCGUCAUCUUCUUUGAUCAGAGUAUCACUGUGCUAGGGUUGAACAAGGUGGCGAGUCACAUGGGUGUCUCGCACUUUAGUCCGAUUGAAAAGGCUUGGUUUGUGCUGACCCAUCUCAGCGCGACACAUCGCCUCACGGCCCUCUUGUCUUUCGCUACUGCAUCUACGCUAUUUGUCACGCGUUGGCUGAAGCGACGCCUGUCGAAGCACUACAGCUGGGUUAUCAUCAUCCCUGAUAUACUGCUUGUAGUCAUGGCUGCCUGCAUCUUGACAGCCUCCAACAGGUGGGACCAGCAAGGGAUAGCGAUUCUUGGUCACAUUGAGGCUGAACUGGUUGCACCCAAGAUACCCAUUCGUUCUUUCAAGUACGUGCGCUCAUGCAUCUCAACCGCCAUUCUCGUCGCUAUUCUUGGAUUCUUUGAAACAGUGGUAGCUGGCAAGACACUCGGCAAUAUGUAUAACUACACAGUCAGCCCAAACAGAGAAAUGAUUGCUCUUGGUAUUGCCAACAUGGCCAACAGCUGCUUUGGAGCGCUACCCGUCUUUGCAUCUUAUUCCCGUUCUAAAAUCAACAUUUCUGCAGGUGCACGCACCCAAAUGAGCGCCAUCUUUUCCAGCAUUGCUAUUCUUUUGGUCAUCCGCUUCCUUAUGCCCCUGUUUUACUAUCUGCCAAAAGCAGUUCUUUCCAGCACAAUCAGCGUCAUCAUGUUCACAUUGCUGCAAGAGGCGCCAGCUGAUAUUCGCUUCUUUUGGAAGGUCAAGGGCUACGCAGACUUGAUGCAGAUGGCCCUGGUCUUCUUCUUGACUUUGGUCGCGUCGCUAGAAUUUGGCAUUACAGUCGGAGUCAUUACCAGCCUGAUUCGGGUCAUCAAGCAUUCGCAAUCGCCACGCAUUCAAAUUCUCGGCAGACUGCCAGGCACGAAGGAAUAUGUCCCUGUUGAUGGACAAUCGGAAGAGGUUGAACAUGUUGAUGGCUUCCUCAUUGUUCGAAUUCCAGAACCCUUGAUUUUUGCCAAUACCGGUCAGCUCAAGGAUAGACUGCGUCGUCUAGAAAAGUAUGGAGACUCAAGGAUGCAUCCAAGUAUGCCUGCAAGUCGAUCUCCGGCGCACAACGAGCGCAUCAUCUUUGACUGUGAAGGCAUGUCAGGUCUCGAUGCAGCAGCUGCUCAAAUUCUGGCAGAGAUUGUAGAUGGCUACAUUGAGCGAGGCAUUGCAGUCUACUUUGCCAGACUCAAUCGUCGGCAAGCCAUGACUUGGGCGCUCAUCAAGACGUCAGGCAUCUACGACAGGGUGGGUGGAGAGAGGUGUUUUGUCAAGUCUAUUCAUGAGAUUAUGGAAGGCACAGGCAGCUCAACACCGCAAGGCACUAGCACAGUCGCUGUAUGA